ACCCAGCUCCUCUCCUCAGGUACCAGUAUUCAGGCCCAUGGACUUGAUGGUUGAAGCCAGCCCUAGACGAGUGUUUGCGAAUGCUCACACCUACCAUAUCAACUCCAUCUCAGUCAACAGUGAUUAUGAGACCUACCUGUCUGCAGAUGACCUGCGCAUUAACCUGUGGAAUCUGGAGAUCACUGAUCGCAGCUUUAAUAUUGUUGACAUUAAGCCAGCCAAUAUGGAGGAGUUGACAGAGGUGAUCACAGCAGCGGAGUUCCACCCCAACCAAUGCAACACUUUUGUCUACAGCAGCAGCAAGGGCACCAUCCGCCUGUGUGACAUGAGGGCAUCAGCACUGUGCGAUAAGCACUUUAAAUUGUUUGAAGAGCCAGAGGAUCCAAACAAUCGUUCAUUCUUUUCUGAAAUCAUCUCAUCCAUCUCUGAUGUAAAGUUCAGCCACAGUGGACGCUACAUGAUGACCCGUGACUACCUGUCUGUCAAAAUCUGGGAUCUCAACAUGGAGUCCCGGCCAGUAGAGACAUACCAGGUGCAUGAAUAUCUCAGGAGUAAGUUGUGUUCACUCUAUGAGAAUGAUUGCAUCUUCGACAAGUUUGAGUGCUGCUGGAAUGGGAACGACAGCGUUGUGAUGACCGGCUCCUACAACAACUUCUUCAGGAUGUUUGACAGAGGCUACCGGCAGGACGUAACUCUAGAGGCGUCGCGGGAGAACAGCAAGCCGCGAUCGGUCCUGAAACCUCGCAAAGUAAGCACAGGUGGGAAGCGCAAAAAGGAUGAGAUCAGUGUAGACAGUUUGGACUUUAACAAGAAGAUCCUCCACACUGCCUGGCAUCCCAUGGACAACAUCAUUGCUGUGGCCACCACCAACAAUCUGUACAUAUUCCAGGAAAAACUGAACUAGAAUUUGUUGAACCGCUCAGAUCCCAGUUUCUGCUUGAGCCCCAUUGCUCUGAUACACACAUACAAACAAUAUCUGUCUGUCUUUGGCUAAAUCCCCAAGUCUUGAUAUGAUCUGCCCUUGGUGAUUUUAGUAUUAAAUGUGACGAGACUUACUCUGUCAACAACAAACAGUGGCAUUAACGCAGUACAUCCAAGCAGCCAUCACAAGCACACUUCCAUGUGUAUUUUAAAUACAAACAUGCAGGAUUUGUAGAUCUGAGUCCAGAAUUUGGGAUUUAGUGUCAUGGGUUUUCUCCAUUCGAGCACUCCAUUCACCGAGCUACCGUUUGCAACUCCACUACAUCCCAAACCAAAGGGAAAAUGUGUUAAAUGCACAUAUUUGGCUAGUUUGUUUAAUUAUUCUUUUGUGCCAUCGUGACAUGAUUCAUUUGUAUGUCAUAGCUUCCAAUUUGUUGUCCAAGUUUUUGUAGCGACCAUGUUUUAUUAGUUUGAAUAGGAAAUUCUUUCUCCUGUUUGUCUUUCUGUCACCAAGUUCCUUUUUGGCACUGGCCUGAGACACUGCUAAUACAAGCUGUCAACACUCCAUAUUUGCCCCCCUCAAGUAUUCGUCAAGUUGCCAAGUUCACUCACCCCUUCUUUCCUAAUGUACAGUAUGAUUAUGCUGUUAAAGGACUAAUCUGAUGUUUUACCAUGUUUUGAGCUCAUACUCUACAAAUAGUGUAUGAUUUACAUUACUGCUAACCUUUGUCCACAAUAUUUAUUAGAUCAAAUAUCGAAUUUGAAGGCAGCCACUGGUUUACAUUCAUUUCUCUACAGAAAGAAAGUCAACUUACUUUGAACUGACUUAACAUGUAUUCCAUCACAGUAAACUUGUUGUUGUUUAGGUCCAAGUUGUAGUGCAGUUGCAACAGCAGGAAAACUAGGGCUGCACGACACAGUAAAAAAAAUCAUAUUGAAAUUAUUUUGCUAUAUGAUUCACAAUUAGUGGAACGGAUCGUUUUUGUAUCACAAUUUUCACAGAAAAGAAAUGAUUAAAAUCAUGAUUACAUGUUUUUGUUAGGAUCUGUACCAGACAAACAUGUUUUCUUACCUCUGGUGAAUGUGAUUGUCUCCACAGAACUAUAGCACGUCAUUAUUAUACUCACACAUUUGACCUUUUUAUCAAAAAAUUUGCUGCUGGCAAUUUGGAUAUUGCACCUGGCCAUACUGCAGUUUCCAUAAUAAUCCAAUUUAUGGUGCAGCCCUUAGGAAAACUUAAGCGUAACGUAACAUCUGACACUAAAAGUAAGUUUGUCUUCAUAACAACAUCCAUUCUUAAUGUUUUUCUUCUGCAUUAGAGAUCCUGAUACAAUAACUUCUAAGUGUUCAGCAUCAGUCAAAACAAUCUAGUCUCACUGCAUUUCCUGACUAAAUGCUCACUGCGAUGGAUUAGUUACCUCAGGCAAGAUUCAAGUCUGUAAGUUGAUUUUCAUUGUGUACUGAAACGGCUACAUGUAGGGAAAUAGUCGGCAGUAAUGUAUGUAAUUUCUAGCUAAUGGCCUAAAACAUGAAAGUGUCAUCCUUUUUUAACAUACAUACAAGAAUAGUGCGCGCAUGCAUUCGUCGGGUGUUGAAUGGGGGCUGAUCAUGCCAAAGUUACCACUCCUGCACUGAGUUAUAUUCAUUUACAGCUGUGUAGCAGAGAAGGUGCACCCGGCCCACCAUAUGAAGCUCAGGACAAAAGCUUAUAUACGUUGGAAGGGGCGUGAUGGCGUCGUGUAGCCUAAUUCUCCCGUGGUCAGCGGCACCAAAAAGGUGUGCCGCUGCCAGCUUCCCCCCACAAAGCCUGUUGUGUUGUUGCAGAUUGAUCGACCGCUUUACCCUCUUGAUCUAGUUUCUUUUUUUGUAGAGUUUUUUUUUUUUUUUUUUAAAUGAUGUUUUGUACUGUACCCGAUAAAAGAAGAAUAAUCACUAUAGCUGAUUUAUUUUUGUAUAAAUUAAGGCAAUAGGAUUACAGUCUGAUCACUGUAGUUUCUUUAGCUGUCUAUCUCAGACUGAUUGUAGAUGGAAGGUCGCCUGAUGGGGUAACCUUGUCAUGACUUUGGGACAUUUUCUGGCAGGUAUUUCUUUAAGCUAGAGACUUUUUGUGACAUCAAGGAAGUGUGUCGUUUCUCUCGUGGGAUGUCCAAAGAAAAGUAUUUUCAGGUGUCAGUACCUCUGUAGUCAUAAGCACUAUAACAGUUUAUUUUUUUAAUUUGGCUGACUGUAACUGAUGUUUAUGUAAAACUUAUUUAGAGGCUUCAGAGUCAAUUUGGAUCUUCAAAUUCUGUUUUUGUGCCAUGGUUUUGUUUAUGAAUAAUUGUGCUCGCUGUGAAAGAAUAGACCCUUGUGGGUCUAAACGGGGAGAGACAUUUUAAUGAACAUGUAAGGUUAAAUCAAAUUCUCUAAAGCUAGUCAAGUCGGUUGACUAGGCAGAGUUACUGAUUUUGAUUUAUUGUAUGAAAUGUCAUCUCUCUCCUGUGAUGCAGGAGAAUACAGAUUGUUUAUUGAAAAAGGAGAAUUUGUGAAGCACUUGGUUUGCCGAUGACUGUAUGGAACAUGGGAAGAAUACUUCAAGAAAUUAACUCUGCUGUUUCUCUGCUACACUAUGCGUCAGUCACAUGCUGCCAGUUCUCUUUGGAAGCAAACAGGUUGAUUUAUGGCAGUUUUCCACUUCAUUACGUGUUGAUGACAGAUUAAGCCAUUUAAUCAGGGCAUGAAGCUUAUUGGUCCACUGGAUCAUAGUUAUGUAAGUUAAUGUGUCACUCCUGCCGUAGAGAACUGGGCCCCGUUCUUCGUACGUGGAAGCUGGUUUAAAAUGAAUCUGGAGCUGCUGUCAGAGCAACAAGUCCUUAAGCUCAAACCUGUUAAAGAGCAGCUUUUUGACAGUUAACUGGAUCAUGACCGAGAGGUUUUACGGUGAACCCCAUACAUGAACUAAAGAUACAAAUGGCUCACUUUCUUAGAUUUCUAAUAGUGUUCUUAUACAAAUAUAAUUUUAGAUGAAAACAUGCAGGUUAUUGUAAAAAUUACCACGAUCUGUUCGUAAUGACCACAACUCAGUUUUCAUUAUGAAGUGUUAUUGAUACUUAUACAUGAUAAAUCUGUACAACUGAAUUUAGUUAGAGAUGCUAUGGGCAAAGAAAUAAACUCAACUAGAAGAUUCUGGUUAUUAAAACACCAAUGAAACCAGAAGAUGUGGCAUUUAAUUUGACAUUAAAAUGUGAAUUUAUCAUUUGAAUUAUACUAAAAGUUGCAGCUGCUUUUUUUUAGAGAUUUUAGUGAAGUAUCAUCUUGAUAGCAGGUUUAUGAUUCUUAAAAGUCUCUUGUACGUCUGAGUGAACCUCCGCUGAUUAUGCACCAACAUCACUCGCAGUACGUUCAUAUAUGUUAACAAUGAUCAAAGUGUGGAAACAUGGUGGAGAACAAAAUGAGUCCAUGAAUCUGUUGUCCCAGUGCGUGCCGGGAGGGUUCCUAACACACCUACCUCGUGUACCUGCAACCGUGCGAUCAACACCAAUCUUAGGGAAGCCGAUCAUGAUUCCAACACUCUACUCAUUUGUCUUUAUUUCAAAAUAAGAGAGCGGUAUUACUCAUCCGGGAUUAACAAAUAGAUCCUCUAACUGCUUUCCAAGAACCAAAUCAUCUGGAUUAGAACAAACAGGAUUAUUUUAGCCUGAUAGCAAACACAUUAGACUCAAUUAGUUAAGCUACAUUUGAAGAACAGGGCCCUGAUCACUAGGACGCUACCAAAACUACCACCCAUCUCCAUACGGCGGCGGUAAGCUACUGCUGAGUGUCACUCUCUCAGGGCUCUGGGUAACAUGAGACACUUUGCUAAUCUCUGUUUUUAUUUUGCAACCAUUCUGAACAACGUUUCUUCAUUGUGUAAUGCAAGAUUGUGUCUGUGUGAGGGUCAUUCAAGUUAUUUGCCUCGUGUCAUUUAUGUGUAAACCUGUAUAUCCAUUCCACGGUCAUGGAUGAUUCAAUCAGUUAGCCACCAAUGUUCUCACUCACUGUUCAAUAACUGCUGUUCUAACAACUGGUUUGAAGAUGUGUUUCAAAAAUAGUGCUAGAUCAGAAAGAAAUGUUGUAAUAGACGCAGCAGAGGCGGUUAUCGCAGACUGUACGAGUGUCAGAGCAUUAUUGGAAAACGGUCACUGACCUUCAUUUAAAAGAUAAACAACUAACCGAUUAUCGUUUUCCACGUUCCCCUCAUAUUGUCUUCAUAGCUAUUGUUCAAGGCUAUGGUGUAAACCACAAAGACGUUCAGACGAACCCUAAUGCCUUUCUUAUAGCAUUAAGAAGAAAUAAGAUAAUCAAGUAUGUUUCUUGAACUUUCUGGCGUGCCAGACGGGAGACUGCUCAGGGGAAUUUACCGCUGCUCUGUGAUCAAAACCUUGUACCUUCAAAAAAAAAAAAAAAAAAAAAAAAAAAAAAAAGCAGCUUUUCAGGACUUUAUUAAAAACUGCCUUAUUCACAGGUAGAUCAUACACUUUUGAAAUUCAAGUUGCUAUAAUUGUUUUUUGAACAUGAACCUUGGGGGGGGUAACUCGCCUUCUACAAAAAAAAGGAUCAUGAACUCUCAAGGAAACUGUCUAAAUUGGAGUUAUGAGGUUUUUCCACUUGAAGCAGCAUUGUCUAAUGUAUCACAGGAGUUAAAACAAAAAUGCACUUUUUAUUUUUGUGAAUUUCAUUGAUUUGUAUGUUUUUUUUUCUUUUUUUUGUUUAUUUCUUUUAAGGGGCUCUUGAAUAAAGAUUGUAGGAGAGUUUUGGUGAUCUGUUUGGGGGAGAAAACUACAAAUGGUUCAUUGUACAGCUAUGUUUAUCUUUGUCAAAUGGAAUAAAGUACAAUUUAGAUGAAAAGUAAUAAAGAAUUUCAAACCUGAA
Molecule: messenger RNA, 5811 nt
Organism: Morone saxatilis (striped sea-bass)
Lineage: Eukaryota; Metazoa; Chordata; Actinopteri; Moronidae
Gene: ppp2r2aa
Product: protein phosphatase 2, regulatory subunit B, alpha a
Exons: 5
Coding region: 38-904 (288 amino acids)
Biological process (GO): peptidyl-serine dephosphorylation
Cellular component (GO): cytosol; protein phosphatase type 2A complex
Molecular function (GO): protein phosphatase regulator activity; protein binding
Source: RefSeq, a predicted model, not a curated record